AUGGAGGGUUCGGCGACAGGGGGAAAUCACGGAGGCGAUCCUCGCGCCGAGCAUGCCACAACCAAGGAGUCCGAGGAGGCGGCAACGCAACACCAUCUGACGCUGCUCCAGCCGAGCGUGGUCGAAGUUUCUGCAGCCGUGCUGGAUAAGGACAAGGUGGCACAGCACGAGUCGGUGGGGCUGGUCGGUGGCUCUCCUCCUUCUGGUGGACGGGGAAGGCGUAGGCAAAGGAAGAGCGAUGGGGAGGAGGAUGAUGACACCGCCGUGCCCGGGGACCUCACCACGCGGGCGAAGAGGCGCCAGACGACAGGUAGUGCUGACAACGCCGGAGGCGCGGAAGUUGACACACCGCGAGGCGCCAAGGAAGCUAGUGGCAAGGCGGGCGGUCAAGCAUUGCGCCAGAAGGGCCGCCCCGCAGCAAGAAAAGCAUCUGGCGGAAGGAGAGGCAAGAAAGCAGCGACAGGAACGAGGCCGAAACGGGGCGAUGAAGACCCCGGUGAUACGGAGGAGGAGGAGGAUGAGGAGGAGGAUGCGGAGGGAGAGGAGGAUGAAGAGGAAGCGGAGGAGCAAGACGCGGAUGUUGGGGAGGAUGCUAAAGAUGAGAAUGAUGGCGGGGAGGACGAAGAGGAGGAGGAGGAGGAGGAGGAGGAGGAGGAGGAGGAGGAGGAGGAGGAGGAGGAGGGGGAUGAGGAGGAGCAGCAGGGUGACGAGGAGGAGGAGGAGGAGGAGGAGGAGGAGGAGGAGGAGGAGGAGGAGGAGGAGGAGGAGGAGGAGGAUGUGGCGCCAGGGAAGAGACGGGGCGGGCGUGGCGGUCGGGUGAGUGGGACAGGGAAGGAGGGGGGCCGGACUCGCCCUUCCCGAAAACGCGGGGCAGGUGACGCUGCGCGCGGCGAAGCAGCGGGCAAACCGAAGGCGCGUAAGGUGAAGGUCGAAAGUGAAGGGGUUGGUAAAAAGCAAGGGAGCCAGGGUGCAAAAGGGGAUGGAGGAGGAAAGGGUGGCCGCGCCAAAGGGGUUCGAGUGGGUACCGGCAAGAAGGAACCUGCCGGUAAACGUCGCAGCGUGCGCCGAAGCACCCCGUGGAAAGGUGGCAACGAGAAGGCGCAGGCUGCCCCAAAACCGAAGGGACAACAGAAAGGUGAAAGUGAGGAGCACGAGCAGUUUGUUACACGGGAGGAGUUCCAGGCGCCGCGGUCUGAGAUGUACGCCAUGUUUGCACAGCUCGGCCUGCGUCGUGGAGUACCUGCCAGCUAUGCCGGCGGGUCGGCAGCCCUGCCUAUGGCUGGUACCCCGCCGCCGAUGAGCGCCGUGGACAAGGCACGAGUGCUAGUGUUGCAGGAGACAAACCCAUUCCCGGUAUGUGGCGGGCCAAAUGGGGCGGGUUGGGGUUGA
This is a messenger RNA of Closterium sp. NIES-65, 1389 nucleotides long. Lineage: Eukaryota; Viridiplantae; Streptophyta; Zygnematophyceae; Desmidiales; Closteriaceae. The record is from the annotation of a GenBank genome assembly.